Molecule: messenger RNA, 1791 nt
Organism: Saccostrea cuccullata (small rock oyster)
Lineage: Eukaryota; Metazoa; Mollusca; Bivalvia; Ostreida; Ostreidae
Product: NF-kappa-B inhibitor alpha-like
Exons: 5
Coding region: 206-1285 (359 amino acids)
Biological process (GO): cellular response to tumor necrosis factor
Cellular component (GO): cytosol
Molecular function (GO): NF-kappaB binding
Source: RefSeq, a predicted model, not a curated record
GUGACGUCACGGACCUGGGAAUCCCAACAAUCUAGUAUUUUACUUUUUAAACUGGAUUGACAAGCUUCAGACGAUAGAAGAAGUUAAGAAACGAUCAUUUCAUUGUGAUAAUAUAACUGUAUUUGUAGACGAAUAACUACCUGGCAGUUUUUCUCAGAGAUUUAUAGAACUACUUGUUUGUGUAAGUUCGCCAUAUUUUUCAAACAUGUCGACCAGGAACUUUGUCCAUCCUCAAAAUUUGGAAGCAGAAGAUUUGGUCGAGGAUUGUGCACCAUAUGCAGAUGGACAUGGAGUUUUUAAAAAAGUUGCAUAUGAUUCAACAUUCGAAAAGUUGGAUUCUGUGUGCGAUAGUGGUGUGGAUCUAAAAUCUUGUGGAAGUGCCUAUGGAUCUUUAUACGAGAAGGGACCAGAAACUUUUGUUCUCGAAGAAAGAUUAGAAAGCCUAACUCUAGAAAGCAGCAAAUGCUCUACAGAGGAAACAAAAUGUUCGUUAGAUGAUGGUUACACAAGCUACUCAAGUGCAAGUUUUGUGGACAUGGUGGACAUGGUGGAGGCGGAUCCAACGGAGCUGGCAUAUAGCCAGAAAUCCAAGUGCCAAAUAUCGAACGAAGUUCUAGAACUUUACAAUCAAGAUCUUGAUGGAGAUUCGCAACUGCACAUGGCAAUCAUAAAUCUGCUGGUCCCCAUUGCUUUGUAUAUCGUAAAGCAGGCUCCCCACAGAGAAUGGCUAGAUCUCCCAAACAACAUGCUUCAGACCCCCCUCCAUCUGGCAGUGAUGACGCGCCUUCCCCAGGUCGUGAAGGCGUUAAUUGAUGGUGGGGCUGACAUUGAGGCUAGGGAUUCCAAAGGGGAUACACCUCUUCACAUCGCUUGCAGAGAAGGUUUCGAUGACAUUGUCCAGAUUUUACUGAGCGUCAGAAGAAUCCAGGAUUUGGAAGCACGGAAUUAUGAUGGUCAGACCUGUUUGCACUUGGCAGCAGAGCACACCCACCUUCCAAUCAUUCGUCUAUUGGUUCUGUCAAGAGCCAACCUUAACACACAGGAUGGUAAGAGUGGAAAAACUGUUAUCCAUUACGCAGCAGAAAUGGGAAAUGUUUUACUUCUAGAGUUUUUACUGCAGUAUCCCAUCAAUGUUCACUCCAGAACGUAUAGUGGUCUGACGGCUAUCAUGUUGGCAGACGGACGGGGUUACCAUGACAUUGUCCAGCAGUUGCAGAAAUUCGGAGGCUCAUUGGAGAAUGUUACAUUUGAGGAGUCUUCAGAUAGUGAUGAAGAAAUGAGUUGAAACAACUUGUUUCAUUGAACGAGACAACAGGGUCUGCCCAUAGAGCCCGAAAAACUCCCCACAAAAUAGACUGUGAUAGCCAUGAUGGCUGAGGACGAAUGCCCUUACCUUCCUGCUGGCAGGACGGUGAUAAACUUUAUAGUCCAUGGUUGUGAUUUUUACAUACUUUUACAAAAUUACCAUCAAAAAUAGCUAAUACACUUGCUCAUCCACAGUGGAAACUCAGACAUGCAGACAUGGAGGAGAGGGUUUUAUAUGCAAGUGCUGAAAAAUGAAAAAAAAAUUGAUAUCUAAUGAAUUUAUCAUUGUAUAAAAUUGACAAGACUAUCAGACUUGCACAAGGCCAGUAAUAAUUUAAAACUUUGUAGAAAUCCUGUAUAUUUAUUAUUGUGACAUGAAUGUUGAAAAUUCUGUAGUACGAUAGUGAAAUUGUAACAUCAUUGUCAUUUGAUGGAUGUGUUUUGUUCUGUUAAUUUCAAGUAAAUGGAAAUAAAAGGAAAAAAAUC